Messenger RNA from Lasiosphaeria miniovina, 1323 nucleotides. RefSeq lists its product as uncharacterized. The transcript has 2 exons. Gene Ontology annotation, cellular component: cytosol. The coding region runs from base 1 to 1323 and encodes 440 amino acids. Gene Ontology annotation, molecular function: glyoxylate reductase (NADPH) activity; NAD binding; hydroxypyruvate reductase [NAD(P)H] activity. The record is from RefSeq and is a predicted model, not a curated record. Lineage: Eukaryota; Fungi; Ascomycota; Sordariomycetes; Sordariales; Lasiosphaeriaceae.
AUGGCGGAACCGGUAAACACCCCCAUGCCGCCCAGCACGCCGGUGUCGGCGACGACCCCGCGAUCAGGGUCGCCUGCGCCGCCCGUGCCGAGCCUCACGCCGAACGCGACCAUGACGACGAUCCCGCUGCAUCGUAAGUCGCUGGACGGCGGCGGUGGCGGCGGCAGCGGCGGCGGCUCGGCGGCUGCACCGAUAAAACGGCCCGUCGUGCUCCACAUCGGCGACCCCAUCAAGUACAACCCUGCCACGUACGCCGAGUUCAGCCAGGCCUUCGACGUGGUGCGCCCCGCCGCCGCCGAACGCGAGCGCGCCGAGUUCGUGCGCGCCCUCAAGGAGCGCCGCUGGGGCGACUUCGGCGCAAUCUUCCGGCCCUUCUGGGGCACCGGCGGCGAGAUGGGCCGCUGGGACGCCGAGCUCAUUGCCCUCCUGCCGGACUCGGUGAGGAUCUUCGCCAGCGCCGGCGCCGGGUUUGACUGGGCCGACACCCGACUGCUGGGCGAGAAGGGGAUCAUCUACUGCAACUCCGGGCUCGCAGCCGCCGAAGCCGUCGCCGACUUUGCCGUGGCCAUGGUGAUAUCGACGUUCCGCCACCUGCCGUGGUGCAUUGGCGCCGCGACACUCCCGCUGCUCGCGGCACCGAGCUCGUCAGACAAUGCCGCCGCCGCGACAGAAGCCGAGGCGCGCCGCAUCUUCCAGCUGUGCCACGCGCAGGCGACGGCCGUGAGCCACAACCCGCGCGACCACGUGCUGGGGCUGAUCGGCUUCGGCAACAUCGGGCAGCAGAUCGCGGCCAAGCUGGGCCACGCGGCCUUCGGCAUGAAGAUUGCCUACUUCGACGUGAUCCGCAAGCCGGCGGGCGUCGAGGCCGCGCUGGGCGCGACUUUCUAUCCCACGCCGGAGGAGCUGCUCACAGCAUCUGACUGCGCCGUGCUGUGCACGCCGGCGUCGACCGACGGGCGCCCGCUCGUCACGCGCGAGCUGCUCGCCGCCGCGCGUCCCGGCACGCGCUUCGUCAACAUCGCGCGCGGCUCGCUCGUCGACGAGGACGCGCUAGCCGACGCGCUCGAGUCGGGCCGCCUCGGCUCCGCCGCGCUCGACGUGCACGCCGAAGAGCCUCGCGUCAACCCGCGCCUCGUGCGCCUCGCCGGCCUCGACUCCCCCACCCCCGGCCGCGUCAUGCUGACGUGCCACAACGCCGGCGGCACCGUCGAGACCCACGUCGGCUUCGAGGAGCUCAGCAUGCGCAACAUCCUCGCCGUGCUGCACGGCAGGCCGGCCAUCACCCCCGUCAACCUGCAUUUCCUGCCCUCGGGCGCGGCGUGA